AUGCCUGCCCACGACAAAACAGUCGAUGAAGCGAAGAAGGGGAGGAUCAUCAAGUCUGCCUUCGAUAGUGAGAGCUUCGAAGCUGAUGGCACAAUCCAUGUGGACGGCCUUGUAGGCUCGGCGACAAUCUCACCAUCCGGUCGAGAUAUUGCUCUAGCAUCCCCCGAUGGCCUUGCAAUAAUUGAUCUGGACUCUCCAUACAAUCCGCCUCGUCGACUCCGCAGUCCUGGAAUGCCAUGGCUCGUCGUGGAUGUGCAAUGGUCGCCCUUCGCGGCACGAGAUUACUGGGUCGUCUCUACAGCCAACCACCGGGCCCUUGUAUGGAAUCUCAAUAUGAGAGAGGACUCAAGCUCCGGUCCGAUCGAACAUUCUCUUCAGGGACAUAGCCGAGCCAUCACCGACGUCAACUUUUCUGCACACCACCCCGAUCUUCUGGCGACUUGCUCAGUUGACGGCUCAGUUCACACGUGGGAUCUGCGACGGCCCCGCCAACCGGUUCUCACAUUCUAUGAUUGGUUCGCCGGCGCGACGCAGGUCAAAUACAACAGACAAGACUCCCACAUCGUCGCGUCAGCGCACGACCGAUGGCUCCAUAUAUGGGAUGAGCGAAAGGCGUCGAAGCCCCUACGCUCUAUCACUGCACACACAUCUAAGAUCUAUGGUAUUGACUGGAACCGAACGAGAGUUACCGGAAUUGUUACUUGCUCUUUGGAUAAAAGCAUCAAAUUCUGGGACUAUGAAACUGGAGGAGACGACCCGGAACACAUCAUCCGAACGGAUUAUCCUGUAUGGCGAGCACGGCACACCCCCUUUGGCUGGGGCAUUCUGGCCAUGCCCCAAAAUGAGCCAGGUGAUCUCUUUUUAUACGAUCGCCUCUGGUCGGACGAUUCUCCAAUCGACACUUCGCCUGCGCCUGUGGCUAUCUUCCCUGGCCACGGAGACCACAAAGCCAAAGAAUUCCUGUGGAGAAGCCGUGGUGGCGUUUCGGAAGCAGGUAUGGACGAGCGCGAGUUCCAAUUAGUAUCAUGGGGAACGGAUAACGAGCUGCGAUUACACUGUAUCGACAAUUCCACCCUUCGCUCCGUCAAUCAUGAAAAGGGGGGACCUGCAAGGAAAGGUCUCAAGAUUACUCGGAAAGGCGCGAGCUAUAGGACGUUCCGAGCGGUAGAUGAUGCACCAAACAAGGAGCGCAUAACCGGAACAAUGAGUGAUCAAAGGAUAACUGGAAAUUCUCAGCAAAGAAGCACCGUCAAUGCCGGCUCUCGAGUAAAUACACCCUUUCACCGCCACUCGCGGCCUGUUUGGCGCGGUCCUGCGAUGAAAGCUAAGGUGUUUUCAAACAAAAAGUCUACAGACAGUCAAUCAGCGAUUGGGUGGAUGAAAGGCAUAACGAUGAACAAGCGCAAGGCUUCAACAGAUAACCUUCGUCGGCUUCAGUCCAAAGACGGCAUCAUGUCUCAUAGCUUUCCAGAGGACCAGUGGGGUGGACCUGAUACCAUCCAAGAAGAGCUGCUACGCGUCAGCACACAAAUUCCCAAGGUCAAAUGGGACAACAUCGACAUGGACAGCUUGACAUUCAAUGCAUCCUUGACAGGCCCGUGGGGCGUCGACGGUGACUCCAUUUUCAUCCAAAUCCAAAUUGCUGUUCCCACAGGAUAUCCAAAACACAAAGCGCCCAGAUUCACCAUUGAAAAGUCUUCAUUCAUGCCAGAAGAGACACACAGGAAAUUGCAUCGCGAAAUACACAAACUGGCGAAUCAGUUCUUGCUGCGGAAGCAAAACUGUCUUGAAGUCGCAUUUACCUAUCUUCUCGGCGAAGUGGACCUGGAAACAAGCACUACGUUCUUCAAAAAUGUGCGUGAUCUGGACGAUGACAUGGAUGGCCUGGCAGAUGAUAGUUCGAGUGAGGAUGAGGAUCCGGCAGCCGCCGGGUCGGCGUCAAUGUCGCAAGAGCUUCCCCACGCCGGCGAGGUUGAUACGACAAUUGCUCCGCAUGGUCGUGCAAUAAUGCCUCCGCCUCCUCGCACAUGUGGCGCCCGGUUCUCUAACGAUGGUAAGCUCAUUUGCUUUUUUCCUACCAAGGAAGAGAAAUUCCGAGCAUUGUUCUCUUCUACCGGAGAAACCGUCAAAGACAGACCAAGAAAUGAGCCGUUCUUUGCUGGCUUUGGGCGUCUGUCGUAUGACCAGAGUCCGCGUCAGCGGGACAAUGUCGAGGAAGCGUCUGCUACUGAUGAUCAGUCAGCAGACUCUGAUUCAGAUCGGUCAUCCUCAGGAUCCUCUUCCAGCGACUCAGAAUCUACGUCUAUCCAUAAUAUGAAUAUGUGGUAUCGUCCGAGUCGCCAGCCAAAAAAGGCAUGGAGUGAAGACCGUUCGGUGAGAUCUAGUGGCGCUGGCACUGGCACUGGAACAGGCACUGGCAUUGGAACGGCUACCGGCACUGGAACAAGCCGGCGCCGCGUGUUCAAGGCACGUAACAUCAUAUCAAUCCAUGAUCUGCGUGCAGAUCUGCCUGCAAAAAGAGAAUUUGCUGAGGAAUAUGCUAUUUUUGGAGACGGUGCAGAUGUUUGCAACCACAAUGCGCGGGUUGCUGAGAAAUUCGGCUUUUCUGAUCUUUCAAACAUCUGGCUGUAUCUGGCUCUCCUCCUACACAAGGGCAUACCACUAGAAGUCCUGAAAGGCAAUGCAAAAUGCGACUCGAUCCUAGUCAUCGCGCGAGAUGUUGUUUCACGAGUCGGCUAUAUUGAUAAGAAUGCAUCUGCAAAUGCGUGGUCGCAUGACAACGCUCUUUUUGGUAGAGUGAGAUGGGGCCAGCAUCCCUUGGCCAAGGAUCUCAUUGCCAAUCUGUUUGAUCAUUUUGAGAGCAUGGCUGACAUUCAGAUGCUAGCUAUGCUUGCGUGCAUUUUCAGCGAGGCGUCGACGAACGACGGCGUUGCAUAUGCUGAGUCAAAUCUACCGAAGCAAGAGACACCCUUGCCGUUGAAAGCACCAUCUUAUUCUUUAGACUACUUCCCCGCAGAUGCUACGUCAUGGAAUAUCUAUAGCAGGAGCUACACCAACUCUGCCAUAACGACACCUGGGACACUACACACUCCGGUCAACUAUGCUAGAUCACAAGCAUCAGACGAUGGUACUUGGAACGCCGAGACAGGACCGAACUCUUUUUCGUGUGGUGAGACACCGCCGCCAAAGAACAAAGUGUUUUUCAGCGACCAAGAAGCCGGAGCAAUGCUCUCCAAGUCUCCAAAUUCGCGGCCAAUCCAACAUAAAGGCAACGCCGGAUUUGCGUCGGCAUUUGCUGCCAAUCUGCCCCGCUCAUUUACUGGAACAGCGACAUCUUCAUCGCCACCUUCACAAGGAAAGAAGAAGUCUAGUCCAGCAGAGAUGAUGCUAAACAGCAUCGCACCCCGCACGGGAAGUAGCGGUGGUGGGGGAACCAUAGCCGUGAUUGGCUCCGGUGGCGGGAGGACAUCUAUGUCGGACGACGAUGCUCAAACAGAGGACCUGACAGCGUUGGUUCCUACCCAUGUCGCAAUAAUUCUGGAGGACCAGAGCAUCUUUGACGACGAUGGGUGGAUGUCGCAUCCACUACUUGACACGAGGCUGUCAGACCUGCAUACUAACUACAGAUACGCUUAUGCGGAGCUGUUACAAAUGUGGGAGCAACCAUUGGCUCGUCUUGAGGUGAUGAAGUUCAACAUUUUGAAAGAUGAUGGAUCGCCAAAUGGACUUGGAGACUGUCAGUUCAGCGGCAAUGACAGCAGUAUGUUGCCAGGCAAGUCAUCACCUCUUGUGAUGGGCAAACAGGAUAAUUUGCAGGCUCUCCUGGCUUCAGGCCGCGGCCUGGACAUCAUUGGCCUUUGUCGUGUCCAUGAGACACAGCUAGAGCCACUGCAGUACAUUACCUCUGACCCCCGGGUUGGCGGCGCUGUUGGAACUUGCGAUAGAUGUCAGCAACGCCAAGACAAACUUCUCUGCGUAUACUGCACAGAGCCUGUCGACGCCUUGUUCCCAACCUGUCUUGCGUGCGGUUGCGCUAGCCACGAAGACUGCCUGGGUGAAUGGCAUGCUGCCGGCGAAGAGUAUUGCCCAGCAGGCGACGAGUGCAAUUGUGUGGAAGAGGCGGCUAACGGACAAGUAGAAUCCUGGGCGGCACUACAGGCAGCGAUGCUCAAGGGCCGACAGACGGUGGGCCUUCUCCCAGAUCCUGCGGUAGGGAGUGAUGACGAGGAGGUGGAGGCUGUGCCAGAGAAACAGCCACGGGGAUGGGCGCGUUUAGGUUUCGAUGCAGCAGGGAGCAGCAAAUCAAAGCUGCCAGGGACACCGCCUGUAUCACUUGGAUUUGGACCGUUCAAGCGGACAGCCGGUUCGUGGUCACGAAACACGGGCCAGAAGCGUGGCGGUCGGCGGGGAGGCUAG
This is a messenger RNA of Beauveria bassiana ARSEF 2860, 4416 nucleotides long. RefSeq names its product WD repeat-containing protein. The record is from RefSeq and is a predicted model, not a curated record. Gene Ontology annotation, molecular function: protein binding. The coding region runs from base 1 to 4416 and encodes 1471 amino acids. The transcript is spliced from 2 exons. NCBI's taxonomy places the organism in Eukaryota, Fungi, Ascomycota, Sordariomycetes, Hypocreales, Cordycipitaceae.